Owenia fusiformis is the source of this 693-nucleotide messenger RNA. The record is from the annotation of a GenBank genome assembly. NCBI's taxonomy places the organism in Eukaryota, Metazoa, Annelida, Polychaeta, Sabellida, Oweniidae.
UAAUAAGCAAAAUAAAGGACACAGAAGAUAUGGUAGUGAUUCCAAGUAUAUGAGUGAUAGUGAUGACACAGAUACGAAAAGUAGUAGUGAGGACACUGGAAAGAAGGCUAGUAAACAAAAGGUAAAUAGAACAAACAGUAACUCCCCAGUUACAUCUCCCACUAAACACGACCAUGCACCAUUUAAGCAAACUGGUAUCAAGGAAAGGAAGGCAAAAUUUAAAGGACAGAAGCUACAUAUUUCUUCAGGUCCCCCUAAGAUUGAUUACAAAAGACUUCAGAGUCCUUCAAGUAGCAGUCCUGAGAGAAGAUAUGGAGACAUAGACAGCCCACUAAGUGAUGCCACUCCUAAACACAUUAUGGUAAAAAGCCCACUUUCUAUGGUACCUGUAAUUAUAAAUGAUGAUAAUAUCCAAACAAACAGUUCCAAUAGCUAUGGCGAUGAUUUAAAUCUUCAAAGAACAGAUGUUUUGAAUUCAGCUGAGAAUCACAUUAAGCCAGUUGCACCAAAUUCAGCAUCAGAGUCAAUGGAGAAAACUUCACCUGAUAGUCAGCCAGGUUUGUCAGUUUCAUGUUCAGUUAAAAGAAGAGGAUCAACUUCUUCAACCAGCAGCAUACCGGAGAGCCCUUUAUUCAAUCCUCGGAUGAUGUCUCUCAGUCCAACUACAGCUCUUAACACCAGUACUCCAAAUCC